This is a messenger RNA of Lipotes vexillifer (Yangtze River dolphin), 3012 nucleotides long. It is a transcript of the gene KANK4, whose product is annotated as KN motif and ankyrin repeat domains 4. NCBI's taxonomy places the organism in Eukaryota, Metazoa, Chordata, Mammalia, Artiodactyla, Lipotidae. The record is from RefSeq and is a predicted model, not a curated record. Gene Ontology annotation, molecular function: protein binding. Gene Ontology annotation, biological process: negative regulation of actin filament polymerization. Gene Ontology annotation, cellular component: cytoplasm; cytoskeleton. The coding region runs from base 1 to 3012 and encodes 1003 amino acids. The transcript is spliced from 9 exons.
AUGGAGAAGACAGACGCCAAAGACCAGUCCUCUCAGGGGGAUGAAGAGAAAGACCCUCCAAAGAGCCACCCCUACUCCGUGGAGACCCCAUAUGGCUUCCAUUUAGACCUGGACUUCCUCAAGUAUGUGGAUGACAUCGAGAAGGGAAACACCAUCAAAAGGAUUCCUAUCCACAGAAGGGCCAAGCAGGCCAAGUUUAGCACUUUGCCCCGAAACUUUAGCCUUCCCGACAGCGGGGCUCGCCCCCAUGCUGCUCUUUCCCACCCGAACUGGCCCCCAGUGGUGCCAAGUAAGGUGUCGCUCGGGACAGGGGCGCGAGCCCAGCCACUGCCGCUCGGUGAUCACCCCCAAGCCGCCGGCGGGAGCGAGGCGAGCUACCACCGGAAGGCCCUGCUGACGGAGACCGCCAGACAGCUGGAGGCUGAGGUCGCCUCCGGGAGUGGACGGCCCCAGCUCUUGAGAGCAUCCAGCAUGCCAGCCACGCUGCUGCAAAACAGGGCCUCAGAGGACCCAAGCCUAAACUCAGGGCCCCCUACCCCGCCCGCCCUCCCCCCACUUCAGGGCGAAGGCGGCGUCUGUGAUGGCGCCUUUGGCCCCGCGGAAGGCUUUGCAGGUUUUUCCAACUCCACCCAGCGAGCAGCAGCCCAACAAGAAGUCAGAGAGUCUGGAGACCUGGUGCCAGGAACACCGGAGCUGAUCCUGAAGGGGCCUGAACCUCCAGAGGGUGAAGAAGGGGCUGCAAAUCGCCUCCCUUUCUCAAGUCCUCCUUUCUCAUCACUUGUAGUUCUAGAGGAUGCAGAAGACCGACAGGAAAGCAGACAAGCCGAGGUGGCGGUCACGACCCCCAGCUCCCCAACACCAAGCCCCCCACCUCUGCCGUCACCCGUCCCUGAGAAUGAGCUCCCCCUAGAAGAAAUCGAGCUCAACAUCAUCGAGAUCCCACCGCCGCCACCUGCAGAAGUAGACGUGAGAAGCGUCGGCAUCCGGGUCACGGAGGAAAGCCUGGGCCUCACCUCCGUGGAUCCUGGCAGCAUCUCCAGCCUGAAGCAGCAGCUCUCGGGCCUUGAGGGUGAGUUGUCUGGAAGAACUGAGGAACUAGCCCAAGUCAGAGCUGCCCUCCAGCGGCAGGAGGAGGAAAUCAAGGCUAGGGGGCAGAGGAUUCGAGAGCUAGAGCGCACUGUAGCUCAACUGACAGAGAAGCUUAGCCACGAGAACACCAAAGAUGCUCAGGGCCAGACUGAUGCCAUGGUCAACACUGACCCUCUGCACGGACUCUUGACCAGGGAGUCAUGUGACAAGAGCAUUGGGGUCAACCUUAUGGGCAGCACAAGACCUGAAAGCUGGGGGGCCUGGGGAAAGGGGAAUGGCGUCCUGUGGAGGCAGGAGAGUCACACAUGGGGGGAUUGGAGCCCAGCAGAAUUUGUGUCACCGUCCCAGCUGUCACUGCCACAGGGAUCCAAGAUGGUCCUCACCCCCUCUUUACAUAGCUGCCUCUCCACUGAGCUCAGGAUCGACGAAGGACGCUCUGACCAGGAGGGAGGCCAUCAGGUGGGAGCCGAGGGUCCAGUCAGGGGAGCAAGAGGCUCUCCAAGGAGCAGCGAGAGAAAGGCUCCCCCAGCAGGGAGGAAGGAGGCUGGCUCAGAGCUCCCAGGGAAGGAUCGCCCAGGAAGGCCACCGAGCUCGCCCACCACCGAUGCCACUAUUGGGCAGUACAUUAAGAAGAUCCAGGAGCUCCUGCAGGAGCAGUGGAGCUGCCUGGAGCAUGGGUACCCGGAGCUGGCCCGUGCCAUCAAGCAGCCCGCCUCCAAGCUCAGCAGCAUCCAGACCCAGCUACAGAGCUCCCUCAACCUGCUGCUGUCCGCCUACUCGGCCCAUGCUCCACCCCAGAAGGAGCCCCCGGGCCCCUGUUCCUCCCCGCCGACUGAGAUCUCCCCGUCGACCAGCCUUAAAUCCAUAAUGAAAAAGAAAGAGUAUGGCUUCCGUGCAGGAGGUAAUGGGACCAAAAAGAACCUUCAGUUUGUUGGGGUUAACGGUGGCUAUGAGACCACCUCGAGUGAGGAGACCAGCAGUGAGGACACCUCCCCAGAAGACUUGUCUGACAGCGAGGCUGAGAAGAAAUGUGAUGGCCCAGAAUCUAGGCGGGGCAAGGAUGCCCACCUCAGCUACAAGGCGGGGCAGGGCAUUCCCGAGGGCACCCGUGACACGGACCAGGAAAGCGGGCCUGGGGAAGAGCUUCCCCAUCCCAAGGCUGAGAGAUAUAAACCCUCAGAGGAAUUCCUUAAUGCAUGCCGGGCAUUGAACCAACAUCUGCCAGAAACUGGAUCGACCACUGACCAGCUCUUGAAGCAGAGCUUAAAUACCAUCAGUCAAGAGUGGUUCCGGGUCUCCAGCCGGAAGUCAUCCAGCCCUGCUGUGGUGGCCACCUACCUCCGCGGGGUCCAGCCUCACUCCCCACACUUGCUAAAGCUGCUUGUCAACCUGGCUGAUGGCAAUGGCAACACAGCUCUUCACUACAGCGUAUCCCACUCCAGCUUCUCCAUCGUGAGGCUGCUGCUGGAAACAGGCGUCUGCAAUGUGGACCAUCAGAACAAAGCUGGCUACACCGCCGUGAUGAUCACGCCCCUGGCUUCUGCAGAGACCGAUGAAGACAUGGCUGUUGUCUGGAAGCUCUUACGAGAAGGAGAUGUGAAUAUCCAAGCUACUCAGGGAGGCCAGACUGCGCUGAUGCUGGGAGUCAGCCACGACAGGGAGGACAUGGUCCAAGCGCUACUGAGCUGCCAGGCAGAUGUCAACCUACAGGACCAUGAUGGAUCGUCAGCCCUCAUGCUGGCCUGUCGCCAUGGCAACGUCGACAUGGUCCGGCUGCUCCUGGCACACCCGGCCUGUGACAGCAGCCUGACUGACAAGGCUGGCCGAACAGCUUUGUCUAUCGUUCUGAAAUCGCCCGCCCAUGUGGAAAUUGCAGGGCUGCUACGGGCCCACGCGAAGCAGGGCAGGUCCCUGGGACCGUAG